Molecule: messenger RNA, 1280 nt
Organism: Linderina pennispora
Lineage: Eukaryota; Fungi; Kickxellomycota; Kickxellomycetes; Kickxellales; Kickxellaceae
Exons: 1
Source: RefSeq, a predicted model, not a curated record
CCGACACAAGCAUUUCCCCUUCUUUCAAUCGUUGACGAUAGCAAAUUAUUUACGAUGAAGACUACCGCAGCACUUAUUGCUCUUGUCGCCCUUGCCUCGGUUGAGGGUUCCUAUUACGAGGCCCGCCCGGCGCCUAUCUUCCAUGCCGUCGCGCCUAUCCAGAGCGUUGCGCCAGUGCCAGCUGCCUAUCAGGCAGUGCCGGCCCCCUACCAUGAGCAGCCGGAGAACAAGCCGUAUGCGGAGCACCCGCAGGGAUAUGAAGCGAAGCCGGUGCCUGCGCCUGCACCUGAGCACAUCCCGGAGAACAAGCCUGAGGAGCAUCACGAGGAGAAGCCCAACUACGAGCAGCAUCCAGCCCCAGCCCCGGCUCCUGCUCCUGCUCCUGCCCCCGCUCCAGCUCCAGCUCCAGCUCCGGCUCCGGUUCCGGUUCCCGAGAACAAGCCUGAGGAGCACCAUGAGGAGAAGCCUGCCUAUGAGGCUCAUCCGGCUCCUGCGCCCGCUCCAGCUCCGGCUCCGGCUCCAGCUCCAGCUCCUGAGCACAAGCCUGAGGAGCAUCACGAGGAGAAGCCCAACUAUGAGCAGCAUCCGGCCCAGCCCCGGCUCCUGCCCCCGCUCCAGCCCCGGCUCCGGCUCCGGCUCCUGAGCACAAGCCUGAGGAGCAUCAUGAGGAGAAGCCUGCCUAUGAGGUUCAUCCGGCCCCUGCGCCUGCCCCUGCGCCUGGAAACAAGCCGGAAGAGCACCACGAGGAGAAGCCCAACUACGAGCAGCACCCUGCUCCUGCUCCUGCUCCCGCCCCUGAGAACAAGCCUGAGCAUGAGGGGAAUGCCAAGUGCGCUCCCCCUGCCCCUGUCCCCGCAUAUGAGGCUAAGCCUGCUCCGGCUCCGGCUCCGGCUCCUGCACCCGCCCCUGGAAACAAGCCUGAGGAGCAUCAUGAGAACAAACCCGAGGAGCAUCAUGAGGAGCACCACGAGGAGAAGCCGGAAGAGCACCAUGAGGAGAAGCCCAACUACGAGCAGCAUCCUGCGCCAGGUCCGGCUCCUGGAAACAAGCCUGAGGAGCACCAUGAGGAGCACCAUGAGGAGAAGCCCAACUACGAGCAGCACCCUGCCCCGGCUCCAGCUCCGGCUCCGGCUCCUGGGAACAAGCCCGAGGAGCACCAUGAGGAGAAGCCUGAAGAGCACCAUGAGGAGAAGCCCAACUACGAGCAGCACCCUGCCCCAGCCCCUGCCUACCAGGCUAACGCUCCUCACUACUAAACAGCAAAGCCUCUUUCAAUUUAG